This is a messenger RNA of Heterobilharzia americana, 5041 nucleotides long. The record is from the annotation of a GenBank genome assembly. NCBI's taxonomy places the organism in Eukaryota, Metazoa, Platyhelminthes, Trematoda, Strigeidida, Schistosomatidae.
AAAUCACUGUCUUUGUUGGACGGAAGGAAGUUGAUAGAUUUUGCAUACACAGAACAGAUUCUUGAUCUUCCUGAAUGUGGAAGCACUCCAUAACACAACUAUAACGAUAAUAAUAAUAAUAAUUAUUAUUAUAAUACUAAUCACAAUAAUCGUGUGUGUAUAUUGAGCGAGAGAAAAAGAAAGAGGAGAAAUCCUUCAAACUAAUGUUAACUAACGGAAGGAAAUUUGUGUUCAACUUCGCUUCAAUGUUCAAUGAAGCACCGUCUAGACUUGGAUUCCUGUUCCGUUCUACUUUUUAGCAGGGAAAAACAGACACAGAGAGAGAGAGAGAAAGAGAAAGGAGGAAGGAAAAAAAAGCAACUCAUUUUACAGUGAAAAAGACAUAACAACUUUUCCGGCUUACUUACCUCAAAGAUCUGGAUUCAAAAAUUCUACAAUACUUUUUCGUUUUACCUUUUUUCUCUCUUCACUCAACUACAUGAAGAUAAUACUGGGAUUCGUUCCGCCCGAUUUGAUUAGUGUAUUGUAACGAUCUAUAUCCGGUCAGUGAUUGAAAUAAACAAGAUUACAUUUGACUAACUACCACCAGUACUGGUAAUACACAGACGUAUCUGUAUCUACACGCACCACACACGCACACACAUACACACAACAAAGCAACACAUAGUUGUGUCAUACGAUUGUGUUCAUUUUGGUUUUUCGGAUAUUAUAUUGUACUACUACUACAAGAACUGUUGUCUACUGACGAUUUCCGCUUCAACGCUUCACUUUCUUCAUCACCAGUGGCUAUACUAUUGACUAUAGUGGCAAUAGUAUUGGUAGUAAUAUCAACAACACCAAUAGUAAUCGUGAUAUCACCAGGAGAAAUAAGAAAAUAACUUGUAAGGCACCUUUGAAAAUGAAUAUAUCAGAUGCUCAUUUACUCUAUUCACGGCAGUCAGCAAAUUGGCCUAUGAUGUUUCCAUUCAGUAGCAACAAUAGUGCAGCUUCUGCUGCUACUACAGAUUUAUAUGAGAAACCACGUUGUGGAAAAAACAACAGUCUGUCUAAUCACCAGUUGUAUUCUUCGACUCCGCCACCGCCUCCUCCUCCUCCUCCCUCUAUAACUCAUUCCCAUCACCUUCAACAAUUACAUCUGCAAGAACAUCAACAAUCACCGCAACCAGAUACAAGAGCAUUACAAGAGUUUAUGAAUUAUGGACUAUUGCCGUUCUCGUCAAAUCAUGUUGGUCAGUAUAAUACUGCAUUCAAUAAUAAUAGUAGUAGCAACAGUCAGAUGGAGACCUUUUAUAUACCUUCAUGUACUGCUCCAAUGCAAAGUGAUACGCACUCAAAUCUGAUGUCUGAUUCACACUUGCAAUUGACUACAGAGGUGUCAAACAACAUUUUCAAUAAUAUUCUACCACAUGCAAAUACUGAACGACUAGUAAAUGUGAGUCCUACAUACAGGGAUAUGAUUUUUUCAUAUAGUGCCAACCAUCCUCCUCCUCCUUCUACUACUACUACUACUAGCAAUACUACUAUUAAUCCUAAUAGUACUAGUUUUUAUAUCAGUAGUAAUGUUAGCGGCACUGAUAUAUCGAAAUCAUUUCAACAGUUAGAUCCAUGGACAUGGAUGAAUAUGAAUACUUCAGCAGUCAACUAUCCGGUAACAUCCUCAAAGUCAGUUUCAUCAUCAACAGACUUAUCAUCAUCUUCUUUGAUCUCUAUGUCUUCAUUAUCAUCGUCAUUACCACCAUCAUCAGCUGUACACAAUCCUAUUGCCACUGUUACCUGUAAUAAAGCCGAAAGUCUUACGACAACCAUCUCAAAUAGUGUUCCAGCAACGGUGAUGACACCAGCCAGAUGCAGUGAUGAAGCCAUAUCAUCAAUGUCUUCAUUGAUGCGUUUGUCACCAUCAUCGAGGAAGUAUACCAAAGGAUUGUUAUCCUUACAAAAAUAUCAACAUCACAGAUUUGAAGAUUUUCUGCCAAGCGGAUUAUUCAAUGAACAGUCAACCUAUAAAAUCUCUCAGUCUGAUCGUAUCAGCCAAAACAAUAACAAUAGUAGCAAUAAUAGUGAUGAGAAUAUUGGUGAAUCACAUGGAAGCCUUUUCAACAAUAUUACACCAUCUUUUCGUCUACCACCUAUCAAUUUCUGUGAUACCAACAAUUGCUCACAAACUAUGAGUGAACAAAUGACGAUAAAAUCGGAUGGUACUGCACCGCCACUUACCUCAACAUCAUCAUCAUCAGAGGUGUACAAUAAUCGUGUAACUGAGAAUUACAAAGGAGAAGGUAAAAACAAUAACUUGAACAAUAAUCGACCACAUCGCUCAAAUCGACAGUAUAGCUCAGUUAAUAAUUAUGAUCCAACUUAUAAGCCGCGUUUAUCAAUUCAAACAUAUCAACAGAUCAGUAAUACAAAAGAAUUGAAUUCCUUGAGCAAACGAAAGCGUUCUUGUUUCAAUACUACUAACAACAACAUUAAUGAUAGUAGUAGUAGUAGUUGUUUCAGUACCAAUCACUUUAGAAAUGAUAAUAAAAGUAUAACUGAUUGCAAUAUUCAGCCAAGUAAACCUUCCCAGAAGGGAAGUCUGUUCAAGAAUAACUUGGAAUUAAGUAGUAUCUUUACAUCACAUGAGAAUACACCAAAUAGCAUUGACAUAGUGCAUCAUUUAAGUAAAUCACACUUCAAUGAAUUACUUCAGCAUAACGACAGCGAUUUACAUAAACUGCAUAUGAAGGUAACAGACGACAAUUAUCAUCAAAAUAGCAAUAAUGAUAGUGAAUCAACUACAAAAUAUGGAUCAAAAUUGAUGAAAAUGACACCAGAUAAUGAAAUCAAUCUCCCACAUAUGAGUGACUAUGAUUAUACAAAUUUAUCGUUUUACUCGAAGCAGACUAAUUCUGCACUAGCUGCAAGUCAGUGGAGACCUCAGUGCUCUGGACAGAUUCAAUUAUGGCAAUUUUUACUGGAAUUACUAUCCGAUUCAAAGAAUUUGGCAUGUAUCACAUGGGAAGGUACAAAUGGUGAAUUUAAACUGGUCGAUCCAGAUGAAGUGGCUAGACGGUGGGGUGAACGAAAAUCAAAACCAAAUAUGAACUAUGAUAAAUUAAGUCGUGCCCUACGUUAUUAUUAUGAUAAAAAUAUUAUGAGUAAGAUAAAUGGAAAACGUUAUGCAUAUAAAUUUGAUUUCACUGGUCUCGCACAAGCUAUGCAACCGCCUACAUGUGGGAAUUCACCAAACUCUGAAACAAUGAAUACAAAUUCACAAAUGUUAUCUUCAUUAUUACUACCAAGUGUAUGUCAUGGACUUGGUAUCAUGAAUCCAUCAUCACAAACUAAUUUAAACUAUACAUUGACUUCAAAUCCUGGAACGCCUUAUUCUAAUUUGUUAAUGUCAACACAGUUGUCUAGAAAUACUAAUGUUAUUAGUAGUACUGCAAGUAUAUCAUCAAUAAUCAACAACAGUGGUGAUAAUAAUAAUAAUAAUAAUAACACCGUUUCUACGAAUAGUAGUAAUGAGAGGAAUGAUUUUAGUCCACGUUUCAAUACUCGUUCACUAAUCAAUAAUUCAAUGAGUCCUGUUACACCAGAUUUAUUUCCUUAUUCAACAAAUCCCCCAAAUUACUUUAAUACACCUUAUUCAUGUUCAUCACCAUUGUAUAAUUCUAGAGUAGGAUCAAAUCUUAUUGAUUUUCGAUCAGAUCAUCAAGAAGAGCAUAAUGCUAAUGUUGUCAAUAGUGUUGCCAAUGGUCACAGUAACAAUAAUAUCAUAAGCGGUAGUCUUAGAUCAGUUUAUCCUUUCGAUACAUUUGAUUAUGGUAAUUUUACAUCGAAUAAAUCUAAUUGUGUAUCACAUACAUUCUCGAAUGGAAUAUAUACAAAGGACGUAUUGAAUUCAGCACGAAUGGCUGCAGCAGCUGCUGCAUGUUGUCUCAUCUCACCAAUCAAUCAUAAUAGUACUAAUCAUAAUGAACUAUCUUUUAGUAACCAUUUGUCAAACGAAGUACGAGAUAACGAUGACAUUCAUGGUAGAAACAAUAUAAUAACGAUGAGUACAGAUUCUAUGAUAGCAGGUAAACUUCAUUCACAUCAUGAUUUCGAUUCAUGUCAACUUCAUCAAUCCCAAUCUUAUCAACAUUCACCUAGACAACAGCAUCAAGAACACGAUAUACAUCAAUAUGGUGUACAUGUUGAUCAACAAGAAGAACUUUUUCGAAAAGAUUGUUUAAAAUUAACAAAUGAACAAAUAUUUUCGAUUAAUGAAUACAAUUCAAAUGAAAUUAUAAGGAAAAAUGAAUCUGUUGGUCUAAAUAAUAGUUAUACUAUCAGUAAUAGGGAUAAUAGUUCAAAUCCAUCAAAUAUAUUUCUUCCUACUACUGAAAUAAGUCAAAAUACUACUCACAACAAUGUAUCGUUAAUUCAUGAAAUGAGAACAUUAACUGAUGCUGAGAAUAUUACUAAUCAUAACAAUAACAAUAAUAACAGCUCAUUACUUACAAAUGUAGACAGUCCAACUCUAACAGCGUCGUCUUCAUCGUCAUCUUCAUCAUCAUCAUCAUCAUCAUCAUCUAUGUCAAUAUCGACUGAUCAUAAUAAUCCAAAUUACACUUUUCGGGGAAUAAAUUCAUCUAUCAUGAAUACAUCAAAUUUAAUUGGAUCAUGCUUUUCAAGGAUGAGUCAAACAUCUAUACCACAACAAAAGAACUCAUGGUUUACAAUGAUAACAACAACAGCAACAACAACAGUUACAGAUGUUGAACAAUCAACGCCAACUUUAAUUAUUCAGAAAAAAAUGAUGAAAUUCAAAAGCAAAUCACUUUACCAAUGAAAUAAACAAUAACACAAUAUUACUGGUUUCAAAUCAUUCAAGGAAGUAAUACUUUUGUGUAUGUACCUCAUUCAUAGUUCCUAUCUUCUGCAUUCUUUGGUUGUUUUAACUUUAUCUAUUGAGUACACAUUGAAUUGUAACUGUAUAUUUAUUGAUUUCACUUAAUCCUGUUUUAUAAUUUGACAUUCUGAUCUUAUAUACAUAUAAACAUAAAAAUGUCUUCUU